AUGGCAAGUCAGUUUGAUGAGAUCGGGACGAGGUCAGCAAUCAACAAAGUCAUGGAUACUCCAGAAAUUCUGGAGAUGAUCCUGGCUGGGACGGAUAUGCGCACGCUUCUCACAUCUGCUCAACGAGUCUGUCGCAACUGGGCGAGUCUGAUCCGCAACUCGCGGUCAGUUCAAAAGGCCCUUUUCUUCAUUCCAAUCAAGGACUCCGAGUGGGGAGUAGGAGAGAAGAUACCAAACCCGCUAUUGACGGAGACUUUUGCUUCUUUUUUCCCUACCAAGAACAGACCGGAUACCUACCAGUUCGACUUUCACGACUUGGUCAUGACCAGAGACGCCUCAACCAUGGCUCGAUUCAUAAGAGCAGAUGCAAGCUGGCGCAAGAUGCUAGUCCAGCAACCUCCCAUCUCGAAAGUUGGACUGUUCCAUACUUGCCACGGAAUGGGCGGUGAAAGCGCUGAAAGCGCUAGCAUCCCAGUCAGUCUCCAACCCGCACCCCGAUCUGAUUUCAAAUCCUGGUAG
Molecule: messenger RNA, 519 nt
Organism: Penicillium mononematosum
Lineage: Eukaryota; Fungi; Ascomycota; Eurotiomycetes; Eurotiales; Aspergillaceae
Product: F-box protein
Exons: 1
Coding region: 1-519 (172 amino acids)
Molecular function (GO): protein binding
Source: RefSeq, a predicted model, not a curated record